This is a messenger RNA of Suncus etruscus (white-toothed pygmy shrew), 1066 nucleotides long. It is a transcript of the gene TRH, whose product is annotated as thyrotropin releasing hormone. The record is from RefSeq and is a predicted model, not a curated record. The coding region runs from base 168 to 917 and encodes 249 amino acids. Gene Ontology annotation, biological process: hormone-mediated signaling pathway. NCBI's taxonomy places the organism in Eukaryota, Metazoa, Chordata, Mammalia, Eulipotyphla, Soricidae. Gene Ontology annotation, cellular component: extracellular region. Gene Ontology annotation, molecular function: thyrotropin-releasing hormone activity. The transcript is spliced from 3 exons.
UCCCUGCUGACCUCACCGCUUUGGGCGCUUAUAAGCAGCGGCCACUCCAAGGAGCUUGCAGCCUGGUCCUGCAGCUCUCUCCUAGGCUACUGGACCCAGAACUCUCGGAUCCGGAGCCACCCCAGCCAGGUAACCCGCUUGGAGCAUCUCUCUCCGCAGACGCUGCCAUGCUCGGCCUCUGGAUGAUGAUCACCUUGGCUCUGACCCUGGUCAGCAUCCCUGGCCACGCACAGCCAGACGUUGCCCAGCAAGACUCCCCUUCUGCCGAGUCUCCAAGUCUGGAUGAUCUCUUGCGCCAGGCACAACGCUUCCUCCUCCUCCGGGAAGACCUCCUGCAGCUGCAUGCUGCAAACCAGCAUGAUGGUGAAUCCGAGCUCCAGGUCUUUUCCCCCAGCUGGGUCUCCAAACGGCAGCACCCAGGUAAAAGGAAUGAGGAGGAAGAGGAGCAAGAGCAAGAAGUAGCAGAAGCAGAGGAGGAAGAAAGAGGGACUGUAGGACCCUACAAGCGCCAGCACCCUGGCCGUCGAGACGAUGUGGCCCUGGGGUCUCUGGGUGCCCCCCAGCAGAAGCGGCAGCACCCUGGCAGGCGAUCGUCCUGGCUCCCAAGCAUUUUCACCAAAAGGCAGCACCCAGGCCGAAGGCUGGUGGAUCUCCAGGCCCAAGAAGGGGAUGAGAAGGAAGAGGGGGCCUGGGAGGAAGAAGAAGAGGAGGAGGAGGAGGGGGAGCUGAUGCCCGAGAAACGCCAGCACCCUGGCAAGAGGGCCCUGGGCAACUGGUGUGGACCCUGGCGAACCUGUGGGCAAGCCAGCCUCUUGCUGGGGAUCCUUGAGGAUCUGAGCAGGGACCAGGGUGCUGAGAACAAACGGCAGCACCCUGGUCGGAGAGCAGCCUGGAUGGGGGAGUCCCUGGAGGUUUGAAUAUUGCCCUUUAAUAUCGAGUUUGGGGUGUAAGAAUAUCCUGGGUCCUGUGUGCCCUAUCCCCCCCCCAUGACCUAAGUAGUCCCUAUUCUUAGAUCCCUCACCAAGCUCCCUAAUUUUCACAUGUGUUGACACACACACACACACAC